UUUGCAUCCAAAGCUUAAUUUUACUCCUCGACCUCAGCUGUCCCGGUCAGGCUACAUCCCCGUUCCAUCGUCACUUUUUAUUUCGUUAUCCACUCGGCACAGCAGGGUACCUUACAUCGAUAUAGAGGAGCAUCCGGUUUUCUCCCCCUGGAGCCAAAUCCGAUUUUGUCCUAGCUUUACAGCAACGGGCGACUUUGAAAUUGUCAAUCCAAACAACGACUUCACUUUUUCUCAUCCAUCAUUCAGUACUUCUUUUAUCACCGCCUCCUUUCUUCCCACCAGGACUAGGGCCUUCUUUUGGCGACCGCCUGCGCAACACGCAUUGCUGUUCGCUUUUCUGCAUUUUUCGCAUAACGGCACUCGUUUUCUUGUCGGUACAUCCAGCAUCGUGUCCGCCAGCUGAGGCUCGAGGCUGUCGCGUGUCCGUCAUCUUACCUGUUUCAGCAGUCACCCUUGUCCUUCAUUUCUCGACAAUCUACACUAGUCCAUCCACUCGCUGGCUCUCCUUUUAUGAUCAUAUCCAUCACAUCGGUCUUGGCGGCAUCAUCAAUCCAAGCUUGAAGCAUCUGCUCCCAUCCGUUCGACAUCAAGCCAUUGCGCAGAACCUACAUAUCGAUUCUUUGUAGACUACCUGAGGAAAUAGGUCCUAGCCGCGACGGCAGAACCAACAUCGCAUUUAACAUUCAACAGUCUUGUGUGUUUGCAUGCGCUUGACGCGGACCGCGCGCCAGACUGGCCAAAUAUUAGACGUCUGGGGCUACAAGGCACAGCGGUUGAGAUCUAGCAGCUUCGUGAUCCAUUCAGACCGACGGUGUAACUACGCAAGACUUCCUGUCUCAUAUCUUGAGCCACCCGGGCCCAAGCCACUGCUGUGAGCUUAACAGGAAAAUCAACGUGCAACUAUUGAAGGGGCGCUUGCAGAGCCGCUUGCAUCAACAUGACAAGACCCGAAAUUAUUCGUGCCGACACGAUCGACCUCCAAAGCCGCGGCGCGCACUCUACCCAAGGUUUCCAUAGCUCGACAUCCAACGGACCCCUGGCUCCGCACCAGGCUGAGACCCUUCGUGAAGUUGCGGCGGAGGCGGCUGAGGAAUCGAUUCAUAGCCCUCAAGUCUCUUGGUCUGGAGGCGAGGCUGGUGGCCUCCAUCGCUACGCACACGAUCACGAAACAGGCGUUGACCAGGCUCACGACAACCUACAAAAUCAACUCUAUAGCGGCGGUGGAAACAACAUGGCUUCGCGCUCGCACCAGGACGCCUUGGCCGUUGCGCAGAAUGGCGGGCAUUCCGACAUUGAUGAUGGGGACCUCGACGGCGAUAACGAGAUUGAUGACGAUGAUGAUGGAAUGGACAAGAUCUCCAGCUCGCCCUCGAUAGAAGAUGAGGACAUCGAUUUCGAGUUUGUUUACGCCCUCCACACCUUUGUCGCUACUGUUGAAGGGCAAGCCAACGCGACAAAAGGCGACACCAUGGUUUUGCUCGACGACAGCAACAGCUACUGGUGGCUAGUGCGCGUCGUAAAAGACAGCAGCAUCGGCUACCUGCCCGCCGAACAUAUCGAAACGCCAACAGAGAGAUUGGCACGCUUGAACAAACACCGAAACAUAGACCUAUCCGCCACUAUGCUUGGGGAUCAAGCCGAUAAGUCUCGAAACCCCAUAGUGUCUGCGAUGAAACGAACGAAGCGAAAGACCGUCCAGUUCGCUGCUCCUACAUACGUCGAUUACUCUGAUAUCGAUUACUCUUCGGAUGAAGAAGAUCCAGAUGCAGAAUAUUUCGGUCAGCAGCAACAGGCACAGAAAACGCAGCAGUCGCAGAAGACGCAGCAGUCGAAUGUUCAGCAGAUAGAAUCCGACACAGAUCCCGAGGACGAGGCAGCAAAGGUUGAACCUCUAAAGCCCAGGCCACUUCAAACGAAGGACAACAAAACGGGUGAAGACAGCGCAGGCCGACUUGGAAUUCGAAACAGCGAGGAAAUCUUUGAGUCGAAAUCGAGCGAAGGACCUAAGAAGUCAAGCGACGGCAAUGUUCGGGACUCCUUCUUCAAGGACGAUGUUGAAACCAAGAAGAUCACCCUUACUCCUAACCUUCUGCGCGAUGAUUCCGCCGCGAGGACAUCUAGUGAUUCAAAUCAGUCGAAGCAGCGUCCAAGCUUGGAUAAGCUCGAGAAAGACAGCCCUACCAGCAAAGAUGACAAGAAAAAGAAGGAGAAGGAGAACACAAAGAAGCCUAGUGCUAUUCGAAGUUUCUUCUCCCGAAAAGACAAGAGGAAAGGACAGGAAGAUGACGAGACCCACGGAAAAUCGACACAGGAUGCCGACGGCCACGAAAGAGAACAUGAAGAGGACGAGCAGAAUAUUCUUUCAUCGCCGGAGAGAGCACCAGGCCCGCAACGAAAUCCAAGCAAGUUGCAAAAGUCACAGCCCACCAAUGCGAAGCCCAUUGCCGGAAUACUCAAGGAUACCAGCAUGGAUACGUCAAACUACAUGUCUGCUGGAAGGAUCAACAAUGUCUCAAACACUCCUCCUUCUACAAUGCGCCUGGUCGAACCGGAACCAAACGACAUGACAGAAGGAGGCCCGCAAGAGCAAAGAGGGCAAAGGGAACGGUCGCCAGAAACUUCCAGGAAGCAAGAGAACGUGGUGCAAUCUCGGGAUGCCGGAGCUCAGCAAAUCCCUCAGGCUCAACCCCGCUCAGAGAUGGAUUUCGAUUCCGAUGAAGAUGACACCACGGGUUCUACACAACAGCCACCGGCAACGGCCCAAGACCCUGAACCCCAGAGGCUGCAAGGGCGAUCUGCACAAGCUUCUCGCAACCCGUUCGCUACCGCACAGCCUGCGGCUUCUAGUGUGGCGCCGUCACAUCAGCAGCACGCUGAGCGCUUGUCCGAGUCUCCUGUACAUGUUUCACCUAUUCAAGCCGAUCACCGGACUUCGCCGACGCCCCCUCUGAUGGCUGACUCAUCCAGCCAAGAGGAUCGAUCCUCACCCAGACUUACGCCGUCACCGGAAAUGAUUGAGCAUGAAGAUGACGGAGCGGAUGAUAAAGACAUGUCUCCUCCUUCACCAGUUUCGACUAGUACGCCCACCUGGAAUGAUGCCAGUCUUCGUGCCUUCUUCGACUCGGGAUCUGAAAUUCGGGAUAUGCUUGUUGUGGUCUAUGAUAAGUCGGAUGUCGAACCUGUUGGGCCAGAUCACCCGAUUGCCGGCUCCUUGUUCAAGGAGCAGAAUGCCAAGUUGGCGGAAAUCACGACGCAACUUGAUAAUAUGCUCGGUGACUGGCUUGCUCGCAAGCAGAGGUUGAGGGGCGCUGUUUGAACGUCUCAUCUUGCUCCUGUUAUUGUUCCUUGAGGACCCCGGCGAAGGCCGUCCUGCCUACCUUGAGCGUGACUGAAGAUGGAUUCAUGCUUUUACGACUCUGUAUGCUCGAUUCUUUCGCUCCUCCUUUUCCCUUCCCUACUUUGUCAUGUUGUCCAUUUCUUCCCGCCUAUAAACGGCGGUGUUUCAAUCUGCUCAAACUUGUUCGGCUAGGCGUCUGAGAGACGGCGUCAGGGAAGGGUCGGUGGGUACGUCAGGUUUUCAGCACCUGUGUUCGAUUAAAAGAAUCGGGCAAUAUCAUGCAACAACUGCCCAACCGGAAAAGCAGUCGACCUCGGCGGGAGUUCAGAGGAUCUGCGGUCCUUUAUAUACCUUUCUCAGUAUUGUUUGUUACCAUCACAGUCAGAACUGACACGGAUUUCCUUUGUUUUGCACACCUUCUCUUCCUCUUUGUUCUUUUUUUUGGCGAUGGUGUUGAGAUGUUGGAUGGGUGAAGCGCUUGUCAUGCGUGAUGGAGGUGAAAAGUAAACUCGGCGGUGGAUCAUGAAGCAGGAUUCUUCGUGAAAUUCACAGCCUGCACGACCAAGCCUUGGUGCUUUUGUAUCUAAUUACCUCCCCUAGGUGGUUGAAGAGUUCAAACAGCCAAUGGUAAUGCUCACAGUUAAAAUGACC
Messenger RNA from Neurospora crassa OR74A, 3988 nucleotides. RefSeq lists its product as hypothetical. Gene Ontology annotation, biological process: establishment or maintenance of actin cytoskeleton polarity. Gene Ontology annotation, cellular component: microtubule cytoskeleton; cell tip. The record is from RefSeq and is a predicted model, not a curated record. NCBI's taxonomy places the organism in Eukaryota, Fungi, Ascomycota, Sordariomycetes, Sordariales, Sordariaceae. Gene Ontology annotation, molecular function: protein binding. The transcript is spliced from 6 exons. Bases 938 to 3316 code for a protein of 792 amino acids.